UGAUAAUCGGUUGACGGUUAAUCGGUUGAACCAAAAACCGAACCGAAAAUCACGGUUAUCAACCUAACCGAAAACCGAGAUAUUUGCCUCGGUGUCGGCGUCAGUGGGCUAAUUCUAGGCUUUAGGCUAACCGUCGGUUGCCGGUUUCUAACCGAGAUCAAACUCGGUGCACCGCUGCAACCGACAAACCUCUCAUCUCCCUUUCCUCACCCUGCAUCGACCCUCUCUCCCUCUCCAUCUCCAGCCUCCCACCAGGCCAAUACCACCACCCUCUACAUCCCAAGUUUCCCCGCCCGACUUCGCCGACCCUUCUCUCCGAAACUGGCCGAAUCUGGCCGAAAGUGGAAGCCUCUCUCAUCAUCGCAUCCGCCACCUACCCCCUCAUCCUCGACGUCCUCGUCGGCGUCGAUUGCCAUCCAUCAUCGGCGGCGCCGCCGAUUGUCGACCUUCGUCGUCGUCAUCGCAGAGUGAGAAAUCCGGCCAGAUCCAACACCUAUUCCUUGCAAGUUUAUGUUGAUUUUUCGUGUUGAUUUUGUGAGGGGAAAAUGUAGUAGAGAGGUAGAGAUGGAGAUUUGGUGAGGGGAGAGGGAGGGUAGCAGAGAGCCAGAGGGGCGGAGAGGGAUAGAGUAGAGAGAGAGUUGUUCUUUGGAGAUAGGGACAGUGGGGAGGAUCCAAAAUCGUGUGGGGUUAUUUUUUAAUUCCCUUUUAUUUCAGUCAAAGUCUAACCGACCAAACCAAACCGAGGCUUUUGGUUGGCGGUUUCGGCUAACCGAUUACUCAAUCGGUUGCGGUUGCCUAUUUCAGCUCUUUAUUUGUGUCGGCUAACCGACUGACCGGUUCGGUUUAACCAAAACCGAACCGACUAACAGCCCUAGGUCCAGGCACACAAGAGGUGGUCUUUUGUAAUUGACCAAAGUUUAAAGGUUUUUUUUUACACUAGGGAUCUAAUUAAUUAGUUUGUGACAACUAAGUUCAAAUUGAAGGUUCUAUUAAGGUUCCAAUUAAUUAACUAAUGAUACUUAAGCCGAGAUUGAACCAAAAUCAAUGAGUAUUCGACCUAAUUCAAAUCGGCUAAAGCAAGUUGAACACGGUGUUGACGAAUUUUGCCUCACCAAUGACUUGGAUCAAUUGGGUUCAAUUGUCAUAAGCUAAUUAAUUAGAACCUCAAUGACAUUUAAACCCCUCCAAGCUUUUGCGGGUUUGUCUAAGGCUAGGACAUGGAUAAAGAGAAUGGAGGAGAUGAUAAUAUCUUCUUUCUUGUUAUUGGUAAUCUUUAGUUUGAUGGAUUGGAGCUUGAGAGACAACUAAUGAGAGUGUAUGCUUUUUUAUGUCAUGAAAAUAACAAGAGAUGGGGGGUUUGUGAGUCGUCAAAGAGUGAGGAAGAACCAAAGUAUGUGUGUUAUAUUUAAUUAAUUUUUUUAUCUUUGUUGUUUAUCAGUAUUUUGGUAUAUAUACCGAUCCCAAUCUCGUAAUUAAGAAUACAAAAUGAAUCUGAAUCACACCCAAAAAUUAAACCUGUAUUUGGUAAAUACCAAACAGUGAUAAAUUAUGUAUGAUAUUCGGUAUAUCACAAAUAUCGGUACCAAACUUGUAGCCCUUGUCAGACGCAAACAUUACGACAGCGAGGGCUAGUUAGACAGUGCUUUCCUGACCGAAUGUACAUAUCAUACGACUGAAGGUGGAAAGUAGUGGUUAGUCAACCCCUGUUUUUUAUUGAUCUGGAAUUUUUGAUAACCGAUAGUUUUUUUUAUCGAUAAGGAAUUUCCGACAACCGACAGAUGAGAUUCCAUUCCAGUCAGAAAAUUGAAGCGUAAGCGCUACCACAGACAAAUAUUUUUACCAAAUUAUUUACACGAGAUUCUUGUGCACCAUCCUCGCCAUUCCCAUUUUCGACAUAAAAAAUUAUAUAACAUAUACCUAAUUUGAGUUAACUUGUCAAUAAGGGUUCAGGCUCAUUAAUGUGGUUGAAGUGUUGGGUACAAAAAAUAUUUUCUCCAAUAGAAUAUAAAUAAAUGGAGGAAGGAAAAAAUUGUCAUUUUCCACAAACCAUAUGAGUGACAAAUAAUAAAAAUAUAUACGCUCGACAAAUAACAACUCCCAUAUAAAUAAUCAUAUACUUUUUGAGGAGAUACAUAAGCUAAAAUACAAAAUGGGGAGAUGAAGAAAGAUUCGUAGAUGAUUUGUAGUUGAAAUUUUGAAGAUGUUGGGGGCCACUAGCAUACAAUUCAAGAGGAAUUGAGAAUCUUGGAUUAGGAGAAAUUGGGUGGUUCUUUGGUUUAUCUAGUGCAUAUACAAAUUCACCCGAUAUUUAAUUGGUAACAUGUUUCGGAGUACCACCCAUUCAUUACGCACAACUAUAUAUCUUAUAUGGACGGUUUGACAAAGCUGGAUUUGGAUGAGUUUGAUUAUCGAAUUAAAAUGGUUGUGGAAAAUCAUAAUGAUAGAAUCUAAAAUACAAAUCCAUACAAGUUAUGUUUACAGGCUGACAAAGAUUAGUGGAUGAUGUUAUUCAAUGUGUUAAAGCAGUUAGGUUUUAGGUAUACAUAACUAAUCACACACACAUUUGGAAAUCCUCAUUUAAGUUGGCGUGAAUAAUACAGAAGUUAGAACAUAACCAUCACGGGAAGCAAAGAAAUUAGAACAUAUACGGAUCAAUAAGAAGAUGGGGAACUAGAGCACAUGCAGCUCCGAUCACUAUCUAUACAAUCUCCAUCCUCAACCAAGUAGGCAAGGAUUAGACCACCAAAAAUUAACGAAAAUUUUGGAGGACAGAUAGCGCUCCAAAACAAUUGAACAAGAAGAGAUUAUUGUUUAGUAAACAUCAUUAAUUUUGGUGGGUCAUCUGAAAGCCAACAAUUUGACACAAUUAGUUUAAUGCAUAGUCUACAAACUUUAUUUUGCGUCCAAUUAGGGUUUUUUAACUAAUUACAUGGCGAUAUAUAGAGUAAAUGCUUAUACAUUCUUGGAAUCUAGUAUACUUCAAGUGAUAUAAUCAUUAAUCAAUGGAUGUAUCAUAAUAAACUUCGACAAAUUAAAUUUGUCAUUUAUUGUUUUUAGUAAAUUGAUAUGGGGUUUGAGUUUAGAGAAAUAAAGCAUGGGUUUCACCCAUCAGAAGUUAAUUAUAGUACUAUAUGUCAAAUGUUAUUUAAUUCAUGGUCUAGAUUGCGUCAUCUCUCUAAAAUUACUUAGAAUAUCGUAUUCUCCAUAUGUAUGUUGCCAAAAUUUCAUUAAACAAAGGAGCUCUAACGAGAGACACAAUACUUAUCGGAAAAAUAAGAAAAUGACGAAAAUGGACAACUCGACAGCUUAGAGACAUAGACAAGAACCGUUACCACGAGAUCCGAGAUCUAAAGGCAUGUACGUAUAGAUGUGUGGCUGUAGUUAUAUCGGUGAUCAGUCUUUUUCCUCUUGUUGUUCAUUAAUAAAAUAAUAAUUGAUUUGUGAUGUUGAAAUUGCUACAUAACCUCCAGACCCGAUAGGAUAGCACAUAGAACCAGAAAUGGUUCUGCUUUUUGUGGGGUGUUCAUCCAUGAAAAUGAACCAUCACGUUAACCUCUGUUUAUCUAUUUAUGUCCAUUGCAGAACCAAUGGGGAUGCGGCACUCCAUGUGAGGACCGAGGCAAGGGAUGUUAAUUUGAACCUGCCCGUUGAGUAUUACACGAUUUUUCCCGUGAUGGAGUGGGUAUUAUCUGAUAUACAGUAGUGGGGCCAGACACAUGUAUACACUUCCGACCUGCCAUUUGACACAUUCUAUCUUAAUUUUUUACAAAUAUCUAUUCAUAUUUCUCUUAUUUUGAUUUUUUUCAACUAUUUAGACUUGAUCUUUCAAUUAAUUAGACUGAAUCACUCAAUCUAUUGUCACUAAUUUUUAUGCAUAAAGUUUUUGAGAGAACCCCGCUUCUAGGGAGUCUAAUAUGGAUCUUCGGCACUCGUGACAAUUAGGGAUUUAGGGUUUGAGAGAAAGAAUUAGGGAUUUAGAUGAGAAAGAAUAGAAUUGGGAAUCGGCCGAGGCCUUGGACGAGGAUGAGACGAGAAAUUAGGAGUUGAGAGGAGAGUUUAGGGUUUAGGAUACUUUUCGUAAUAUUGUUCUUGACUGAUUAUGACGUAAACCCAAAGUACAUAUUUAUAGGGAAAUACUGGAAAACCCUAAUAAUAAUCCUAAUACGACUAAAUCUCCACUAACUAUAAUUAUAAUUAUCCUACCUAACAUAAUAAUAAUAGAAACCCCAAUUAAAUGUGUUUCUGAAAAUUUUUUCCUUCAUUUUAUCUUAAAAAAAUAAUGGCUAAAUUGCAAGUUUGGUCACUCGAAUUGCUACAAAAUUUCACAUUUGGUCACUCGAAUUCGUUUAUUCCAUUCGUAGUCACUUAAAUUAGUUGAACAGUCCACGUUCGGUCACUCUCCAUUAAUCUCCGUCAGACUCCGUUAGUGCCGUCAAUUAACUGCUGACGUGGCUAACAGAGAUGCCUAAUCACCCAAUUUUAACCCAAGACAAAACAGAAAUCGACCCGUCACGUCAGAAAAACAUGCCACCUCAUAUAAACACAACCCAACCCACCCAACCUAAAAAAAACCAUUAACCCACCCAGAAAUCGAACCCGUGACUCAUCCACCCUUCUUCUUCUUCCUCUAUACCCUGCUUCCCCGCCGCCGGGGGGAUUUCCCCUCGAUCUCCCUGUUGCAGCCCCGUCGCUGGAUCCAGAUUCGCGAGGAAGAAGAAAGACGGGAAAUCGAGGGCAGAUCAGAAGAGGGAAUUUGCUGUUGCUGCUGCUGGAUUUCCUUCUUUCUCUACUCCAAUGGAGACUACUGCUGCUGCUGCUGACACUAAUGACUUCCGCCUUCCGGCUCCCCCUGCUUCCGCUUGCGAUUCGGCCGAUCAGAAGAGGGAGAAUGGCGCUGAUUCUGGCGGCGGCGGCGGUUGUGUAGGAGGAGCUAGGUAUAAGCUGAUGUCGCCGGCGAAGCUCCCGAUCUCCAGGUCUCCUUACAUCACCAUACCUCCUGGGCUCAGUCCGACUUCCUUUCUCGAGUCACCGGUCAUGCUCUCCAAUAUAAAGAUUGGGGUUGUUUCGGAUGAUGAAUUGCACCGUCGUCCGACACUUCAAACACAGUUAGUAAGGCCAGGGAGCUGAUGAGGUCCAGGACUGAUCCUACUCAGCUUGUAUCACAGUUGGCGAAUCUCAUUAUGGACAUACUAGCAAGUAAAAGUCAAGAACAUAGUUCUGAUGCAAGGAAAAGGUUUACUACUAGACUUGCUUGUAAGUGCCCUAUACUUGUGAUAUGAGACCUUUUUUGUGGUUCCUUAGAAUCAGAUUAAAUGGUCUCCUGCAAUCUACAAUUAUUUAAUUUCUCGCUAUUUUUUGUUUUGUUUUAUAUUAUAUUUUACUCUUUAUCACUCUAUUCCUUCUACAUAUAUACUCUUCUCAAUUGUAACACUACUAGAUAUACACGCUCGCUGCGCUUCGCGUAAAGGAAGUAAUUAUGUGAAAUGUUACAUGUGAUUGUAAGAGAUACUAAACUAACCUAUAAAAAACACAAAUCCAAAAAAUGCAGGCAUACCUCUCAUUUGAUAAAUAGGAACAUCUAAGCAGCUAAAUAAAAAUCGAGAAAACACAUUUUGCAAUAAGGUGAAGCAAACAAUAAAAAAUGGACUCGUUGACCAAUGGAUAGGUACCGAUUGGGAAACAACAAACACAUUUUGAAAAUUAUUAAUAUGCUUCUCUUGUUCUUCACUGAGUACUACUACAGUGACUCUGUUGUCCCACCUUGUGGGUAUUUCCGGAUCUAGCAAAUAACUAAAUAGAUAUAUAAUGGGUCCAAAUCAAAUACGAACAAAUAAGCUCGUUUAGUUGGUUCAUAUUCCACUUGUGUUCUCCAUGGAGAAUAAGGAAUUUUCCAGUUGUUUUCAUAUUCGAGUUCGAGCAAAAAGAAUAAAUAAGGGAGUAAAAACCAAAUACGAACAAAGAAGUUCGUUUCGUGCUACUUAUGCCUUCUUGCCUGUGCUUCACGGCGAGUGGUAUAUAGCUUUUCGUUAUCUUUUUCUUUGAAUUCGAGUAAAAGAAAAGUGGAACUGUGUUUGAUGGGCACUAAUUUAUUUGGUUUCUUCUUGGUGAGAGGAUUAUUGUAUCAAAUGGAAGAAGAGUGGAGAGAAAGUUCGUUUCGUGCUACUUAUGCCUUCUUGCCUGUGCUUAACGGCGAGUGGUAUAUAGCUUUUCGUUAUCUUUUUCUUUGAAUUCAAGCAAAAGAAAAGUGGAACUGUGUUUGAUGGGCACUAAUUUAUUUGGUUUCUUCUUGAGUGAGAGGAUUAUUGUAUCAAAUGGAAGAAGAGUGGAGAGAAAUGGGAGCACAAGAGGAAAAAUUGUAAAAAAUGGCUGGGACCCAGCCCAAUGGGUCAUUGACCCCAAAAUUGUGUGUCAUUGCCAAAAUAUCAGUUAAUGAAUAGUAAAAAGUAGAACAGUGU
This is a messenger RNA of Linum trigynum, 6455 nucleotides long. The record is from the annotation of a GenBank genome assembly. NCBI's taxonomy places the organism in Eukaryota, Viridiplantae, Streptophyta, Magnoliopsida, Malpighiales, Linaceae.